AUGCCACAUGCUACAGUCAUCCUGCAAGACCUUGCCUACGCCGUUGCCUGCCCUCGUCCCCUUGGCGCAAACUCCGAUCGCCCAGGUUCAAACCCAGGUCCCGAUGGCCGCGCCUGGCACGGGCUUGUGAUGUGCCGCACGCAUGAUGCGUGUGCGCAGCGAACAGUGCAAACUGGGAACUGCGCCAUACUCUAUCCAAGUGUGGGUAAAGCACCAGGCGCUCGGCGUGGCGGCGUGAGGCGGCUGGGCUUCAUCCACGCCUUGGCCCUCUCGGUUGUUACGACUUCAGGCUCUCGCACCGUCAUGUUGGGUGGAGUUGUGCAGAUGGGGUGCACCCUCGUGGACGCCAAGGAGGCCAGGAUCCCAGGACACACCCGGUGA
This is a messenger RNA of Apiotrichum porosum, 381 nucleotides long. RefSeq lists its product as uncharacterized. The coding region runs from base 1 to 381 and encodes 126 amino acids. NCBI's taxonomy places the organism in Eukaryota, Fungi, Basidiomycota, Tremellomycetes, Trichosporonales, Trichosporonaceae. The transcript has a single exon. The record is from RefSeq and is a predicted model, not a curated record.